Molecule: messenger RNA, 2721 nt
Organism: Microthlaspi erraticum
Lineage: Eukaryota; Viridiplantae; Streptophyta; Magnoliopsida; Brassicales; Brassicaceae
Source: the annotation of a GenBank genome assembly
AUGAAGGAGAAGGUGUUCUUGGGUCAAAACCUGAUAUGGGUGUUGAUGUUACUUUUGGGGCAGCUACAUGGAUACAAAAUCUGUAUUGAAAAAGAAAGGAAAGCUUUGUUGGAGCUCAAGAAUUACAUGGUCUCAAGGAGUUUCGACCAAGACCAAGUUCUCCCUACUUGGACUAAUGACACAAAGAGCAAUUGUUGCCAAUGGAAAGGCGUUGAGUGCAAGAGCACAAGUGGACGUGUGACCGGUAUUGCCUUUGGUAGACUCUAUUCCGGAGAGAGUUCUCUCCUAAAUCUUUCUUUGCUGCAUCCCUUUGAAGAGGUUCGAAGUCUUAACAUGUCCGGGCAAAAAUACGUCAACCUAUUUAAUGGCUUCUUUGAUGAUGUUGAAGGUUAUAAAAGCUUAAGUAGAUUAAAGAAUCUGGAGAUUCUGGAUCUCUCUUCAAACGAAUUCAACAAUAGCAUAUUUCCCUUUCUUAAUGCUGCCACAUCACUUACAACUCUGUCUCUUCGGGGUAACCACAUGGAUGGUCCAUUUCAAGCUAAAGAACUAAAAGACUUGACAAACUUGGAACUAUUGGAUCUGAGUAGAAACACCUUCAACGGCACCGUACAUGAGUUUACUCACCUGAAAAAGUUGAAAGCUCUGGAUCUAAGUUACAAUGAGUUUUCUGGCUCAAUGCAAUUGCAAGAACUAAAGAAUUGGACUAACUUGGAAGUCUUGGGUCUUGGUUGGAAUAGGUUAAGCGGACCUAUAGAAGUAGUUUGUGAAAUGAAGAAUCUGCAGGAGCUUGACCUCAGUGGAAAUCAAUUUGUAGGUCAACUUCCUCUUUGUUUAGGUAGCUUGAAGAAGCUACAGAUAACAACUUCACAAGCUUAUUCUCUCUCAGUCCACUCACCAACCUCACAAAGCUCAAGCCUGGAGAAAAUCCCAUCCUUUCUCAUGUACCAGAAGAGCUUGCGUCUAGUUGAUCUAUCAAGCAACAUAUUAUCCGGACACAUUCCUACGUGGCUGUUGGCGAAUAAUACAGAACUCGAAGUCUUACAGUUGCAGAAUAAUUCAUUCACUAUAUUCAAGAUGCCUACAAUAGUGCACAAUUUGCGGGUCUUGGAUUUUUCAUCAAAUGACAUUGGUGGGGUGUUCCUUGACAAUAUUGGCCACACGCUUCCGAAUCUGGUACAUAUGAAUGGCUCCAAUAAUGAGUUACACGGGACUUUUCCAUCGUCAAUGGGUGAGAUGAAGAAUAUUUAUUUCUUGGACCUGUCUUAUAACAACUUCUCAGGGAUGCUUCCUAGAAGCUUUUUCAGAGGUUGUUUUUCACUAAACAUAUUGAAGCUCUCUCGAAACAAAUUUAGCGGCGAUUUUCUUCCAAAGGGAACAAACUUCCCUGCACUCAACGUGUUGAGAGUGGAUGAUAACUUAUUUACAGGGGAGAUCGGAGUUGGUUUGCUUAGCUCCAACAAUACAUUGUCAAUUCUUGACAUGUCCAACAAUUUUCUCACAGGUGCUGUUCCGGGUUGGAUAUCUGAGUUAUACGCUUUGGAGUUCUUAUUGAUUUCAAACAAUUUCUUGCAAGGUCUAAUACCACCUUCUUUGUUGGCCAUGCCUUAUCUCUCGUUUCUUGACCUCUCUGGAAACCUAUUUUCUGGAGCCUUGCCAUCACAUGUUAAUAAUGCUAUGGCCAAGAAAAUAUUGUUUCUUCACAACAACAAUUUCACAGGGCUGAUUCCGAACACAUUGUUGGAACAUGUGCAGAUACUUGAUAUCCGGAACAAUGAACUCUAUGGAGGUAUCCCUCAAUUUGUCCACGCAGAGGACAUAAAUAUUCUUCUUCUGAGGGGGAAUAAUUUGACAGGAUCUAUUCCAAGGCAACUAUGUGAGUUGAGAAACAUCAGACUCUUAGAUCUUUCGGAUAACAAGCUCAAUGGCUCCAUUCCUUCUUGCCUCCAUAAUUUAACAUUUGGUAUGGCCGGGGGAGAGGAAAAGAUAGGUAACUACAUUGCUAUAGCUUCCCCUCCAGAGAAUCUUCAUUUGCAGUUUUAUAAAUUCACAUUUGUGGUAGAGGAGCUCUUGGUAGAUUACUUUACCUAUCAAGAAAUUGAAAUCAAGUUCACAACGAAGAAAAGGUAUGAUUCUUAUACUGGAGGAUCUGACUUCAGCAGUGGAAUACUUGAUUAUAUGUAUGGCAUGGAUCUCUCAAACAAUGCUUUAAGCAGUGUUAUACCAGCAGAGCUUGGAGAACUCUUUAAACUACGAGCUUUAAAUCUAUCUCACAAUUUACUGUCGAGUUCUAUACCAUCCAGCUUCUCCAAUCUGAAGGAUAUUGAGAGCCUUGAUCUUUCUUACAACAUGUUACAUGGAAGCAUUCCUCACCAGCUAACCAGCCUUACUUCUCUUGUUGUGUUUGACGUAUCUCACAACAAUUUAUCUGGAAUCAUUUCCCAAGGAAUGCAGUUUAACACCUUCAACGAGAGAAACUACUUAGGCAAUCCUCUUCUUUGUGGACCACCGACAGAUAGAAGUUGUGAGGCUAAUGGAGGAGAAGAAGAUGGUGAAGAAGAAGAAGCUAUUGACAUGAUGGCCUUCUAUUUUAGUACUACUUCAGUUUACGUGACUGUGUUGUUAGGCAUUCUUGUACUUAUGUGGUUUGAUUGUCCAUGGCGACGAGCAUGGCUCCGCAUGGUCGAUGCUUUCAUCGCUUCGGCGAGAAGUAUGUUGCCUUAA